Nestor notabilis (Kea) is the source of this 1074-nucleotide messenger RNA. RefSeq names its product phospholipase B domain containing 2 (gene PLBD2). The transcript is spliced from 8 exons. Gene Ontology annotation, biological process: phospholipid catabolic process. The record is from RefSeq and is a predicted model, not a curated record. The annotation marks the transcript as partial. Lineage: Eukaryota; Metazoa; Chordata; Aves; Psittaciformes; Psittacidae. Gene Ontology annotation, cellular component: extracellular region. Gene Ontology annotation, molecular function: glycerophospholipase activity.
CGUGCCCCGCAGCUGAUGUACAUGCACUGGAUGAACACCAUGGUGGGCUACUGCGGCCCCUUCAAGUAUGAGAGCGAGUACUGCGAGAAGCUGCGGAGCUACCUGGAGGCCAACCUGGGCUGGAUGGAGGAGCAGAUGGGAAAGGGGGAAGACCCCGAGUACUGGCACCAGGUGCGCCUGGCCCUGCUGCAGCUGAAGGGGCUGGAGGACAGCUACAACGGGCACCUGGACUUCCCCCGGGGCAGGGUCACCCUGUCACCCUUCGGCUUCCUCCUGCUGCAGUUGGGGGGUGACCUGGAGGACCUGGAGUCAGCCCUGAACCGAUCCUCCCCACGCGGCUGGCCCUCCUACCAGUCUAUGCUGCGUGUCAUCAAGAAGUACACGCUGCCCUUCCGCACCUCGGAUGGUGGCAAUUCUCAGAUCCCUGGCAGCAUCCAAGUGUUUUCCUCCUACCCCGGCACCAUCUUCUCUGGGGAUGACUUCUACAUCCUCAGCAGCGGGUUGGGGCACAGCCAAUGCUGGCCUUGCCCUCCCCCCAGCAUUUGGGGUGCUGACUCACUGGGUCCCACCCCACCAAACCACAGGUACUUCGAGGAGAUCUUUAAUGCCAGCGGGACCCCGGAGCUGGUGGAGAAAUAUGGGGACUGGUUCACCUACGACAAGAACCCGCGGGCACAGAUCUUCCGCCGCAACCAGACGCUGGUGCACGACCUGGACUCCAUGGUCCGCCUGAUGAGGUCCAACAACUACCUGCAGGACCCUCUGUCUCGGUGCAGGGGCUGUGACCCCCCCCAGAACGCAGAGAACGCCAUCUCCGCCCGCUCCGACCUCAACCCCCCCAACGGCACCUACCCCUUCCCUGCCCUGCGCCAGCGCUGCCACGGCGGCACCGACAUGAAGGGGGGAGUCACCUCCUCGGGCAUGGUCCCCUCCUUGGCGCUGGUGGCUGCCAGUGGUCCUGCCUGGGAUGACGUGCCCCCGUUCCGCUGGAGCACAUCCCCGUGCAGCGCCCUGCUGCACAUGGGCCACCCUGACCUAUGGACCUUCCCCCCCAUCAAGGUCCACUGGGACUGA